AUGUCCGCUUUCACCACUGUUGAUGCUCAAUCCUCAUUGACGACGACGACGACGACAACUGUCUUUGCAACUGUUGGGAAUCAUAAGACCGUAACAUCCAUCCUCGGAGACUGCGCCACCUGGAACGGACUCCCCGGGUGCAACGAAGUUACAUGGGUACCUCGUUCAUCCCCAAGCAUGAGCUCUGGCUCUGGCUCCGGCCCAUCUACGUCGACCAGCACUACCCGUUCGAUUGCUCCCAUUCCAACGCUAGGCGAAGCCUUUGUCUUGCACGGACAGGGUAUAUACAACAGCCUGUACGUCCAAUUCGACGACAACACUGGAAGAGCCGUUCUCGCAAAUAUAGGCACCAGUCGAUUUGUCUCAUUUAGACUCGAUGAAGAGAAUAACGGGCUUCUUCAAAACGCACAGGAUCCUACAGAACUGGUCUUCGCACACUUAAAUUCUUCGGCUAAUAGUGCUACCUUCGCGGGGGAAUCCAAAAGGGUUCGAUCCGUGCUAAGAGAGGUACAUUAUGCUGUUGGUGUACAAGAGAGCCUUACCCGAUCCGAUUAUCUCACGAAAUGGUUUUGGAAUUCAACGACUGGAGCGUUGGAAUUAUCUUACAAUGGCAGGAAAUCGUGGGAAUUUUAUCAAGUUAGGGGCUCUAGCUCUCACCGAAAGCGUGCACCCUCAUUCUACUUAUACCUACUACCGGCCGGUUUUACCGUCCCUAGGGGUAGCUCCAUGGAAAAAGUUCUACUCGCACCGAAGGGUACCAGGCGCUAUUCAAGUCUCUUAUCCUCCGCUAGUCCGACUCCGACCACCCGUAUCAUAUUCAGUGGGACAACUAGACUCGCUUUAAUCUCUUCAGCUUCUAGUACUAGUUCUCCCGCUACAUCAAUAUCUUCAACGAGUACGAGUUCCGAGUCUAGCUCCAGCCCAAGCUCUAUCCGUAGCUCUAGCAAUGCUAUCGAUGCCUACGAUGCAAUAACACAAUUUGGCCUCGAGAACUUCUGUACCGAGUUUCUCUCAUAUACAGCGCCCGUGGCAAUUGCAACGGUAACAUCUACGAGCUAUAGUACAUCUUACUACGCCGCUGCUACAGAAGCGAGUACGAAAGUAACUAGCACUAAUACCGUAGGGAGGAGCACAUCUGUCACUAUAAUUCCCACACGUCGACGCUCAAUUCGCUCUGAAAUGGAUCUGCUGCAAUUUCAAGAACGGGCAACACCGGUCCAACUUACCAUGUAUGCUAAUGAAUCCGUCUCAUCAGCAUGCUCAAAAGUCUUAGCCUCGUUAUCAACGACGUCUACCACCACAGCUUUUGCCGAUACCGUCGUGGCGGAAGAAAUCCAAUCAACACUCAUUACCAGCACGGUCUAUGAAGUAGCUACAGCUACCGUGGAUGUUGUAGCCCAAACCGCCAGUAACGUCGGAUACGUAAAAUUGAUCACCCCAGACAAUGUCAAAGACCCAUUUUACCCAUACUUCGGACUUUUCCUAGUAAACUACAGGAACCGUGUCCCGGAUCCGGGAACGUGCGGGCGGGUUUUAGCCUCGGUCAAUCCCAGCUAUCUCCAUACCUUUAACUUUGGAUACUCUACUACCGCAGAUGCACAUCAGUUCUUUCUGAACUCGAACUGUGUCAUGGGGUUCGUAGGGAGACCGCCAGUGAGUAACUGGACUGUUCAUGCUUCCAAAGCGGCAUUGAACCUAUGGGAAUUGGACUCUGCUCAUAAGCAUGUACCGUUUUAUUGGCAGUAUAAUGCUACGACUGGUAUUGCUCGCCCGGAUUAUGACAAAAUGCCGGAGGUGUUGAGAGGAGGGACUUUUUGGAUAUGUGUGACGUUUCCGGCGCUUUAUUCUGUGUACUUUUAUCCUGCCUUGAGCGACCUAAAUGGGUAUAAGAAGGAUAUUUGUUCGGAUACUGGGAUGAAUCAUCUUCUUUUUACGCCUACUGCGGAUUGA
Messenger RNA from Orbilia oligospora ATCC 24927, 1950 nucleotides. RefSeq lists its product as uncharacterized. Lineage: Eukaryota; Fungi; Ascomycota; Orbiliomycetes; Orbiliales; Orbiliaceae. Bases 1 to 1950 code for a protein of 649 amino acids. The transcript has a single exon. The record is from RefSeq and is a predicted model, not a curated record.